Messenger RNA from Hypoxylon trugodes, 1830 nucleotides. RefSeq names its product major facilitator superfamily domain-containing protein. The coding region runs from base 172 to 1830 and encodes 552 amino acids. Lineage: Eukaryota; Fungi; Ascomycota; Sordariomycetes; Xylariales; Hypoxylaceae. The transcript is spliced from 6 exons. Gene Ontology annotation, biological process: transmembrane transport; basic amino acid transport. The record is from RefSeq and is a predicted model, not a curated record. Gene Ontology annotation, molecular function: basic amino acid transmembrane transporter activity. Gene Ontology annotation, cellular component: fungal-type vacuole membrane.
CUUGAAUCAUAUUGAUGUCAAAGUACCAUAAAUCUGUCGUGUCUGUCAACCCUAGGGUAUUCACAAGAUUACACAAUCAGUAAAAUCUAGCAUCCUAUUAGGCGUACAAAGACCCACGCCAUUGUUUUCUCUCAAUACUUCUAAUACGCCUUCUAGUUACGAUUAAUUAAAAUGUCUACUUUUAAUGAGAAUCAAUUCGACGACCCAGAAGCGAAUAGAGAACUUUCUCAAUCGUCAGGGGUUGAUCACGACUCGGACGAUGGGGAACGUCAACCCUUAAUAGGUUCAAUCCCACCAAAGGAAGAGGGUUGGAUAGCUCCUCGACAUUUUGUUUGGAUUGAGUUGGCGAUAAUGUCAAAUGUAUUUCUUUAUGGGUUUGAUGGGACUAUUACAGCAUCUACGUAUGCCGUAAUUAGUUCGGAAUUCGAUGCGACCAACACUGCGUCUUGGCUUACAACAUCGUAUCUUAUUACAAGUACGGCUUUUCAACCUCUAUAUGGCCGUGUAUCCGAUAUUUUCGGUCGUCGUAUCUGCUUUUUUAUUUCCACUAUCACGUUUGCCUUGGGCUGCCUGGGAUGUGGUGUUGCGAACGACAUCGUUCUACUCAACUGUACGAGAGCCCUGGCUGGCUUUGGUGGUGGGGGACUUAUGACUAUGGCCACUAUCGUCAAUUCGGAUAUGAUACCAUUUCGUAGACGUGGGAUGUAUCAAGCCAUGCAAAACGGCAUUUUCGGCUUCGGUGCGAUAUGUGGUGCCUCAUUUGGGGGCUCGAUCGCCGACACUAUCGGAUGGCGUUGGUGCUUUCUCUUGCAAGUACCAGUAUCAGUCAUUGCACUCUUUUUCGGUUAUAUAGUCAUAAAAAACCAGCGAGAUAACCUUGGAGGGAUCUCGAAUCUGAAGGAAACUUGGCGUAUAGUCGACUUCUCGGGCUCUCUCCUUUUAGUCGUCGCAAUAUCGAUUCAGCUAGUUGGGUUGAGCUUAGGGGGCAAUGAAUUGCCCUGGAGUAGCCUAUGGGUUAUAAUGUCCCUUGUUGGAAGUGUUCUGCUGUUCGGCCUAUUCCUUCGAGUCGAGGCUAAGACCACUGCGAUACCGGUGAUCCCUCUACGCAUGCUGAAAGGUCGUCUGCCCAUUUUCAUCCAAUUGGCUAACGUCUGCGCUGGGAUUUCCGCAUAUGCGUACCUCUUCCUACUACCCCUAUUCUUCCAGAUAGUGCUGCUCGAUUCAGCUACUACCGCAGGGGCUAGACUCGCCAUCCCAUCAUUAGCAACCCCGAUCGGUGGUCUUAUCGCCGGCAUCGUAAUGUCACGAUGGGGCAAACUUAUUACUCUCAUUCGUAUAGGGGCCAUUUUUAUGGUCCUUGGAAAUGCGUUGGUAACCUCACUGAAUUUCGUGGAUGCUAACUGGAAAUAUUACGUUUACAUCUUCCCCGCCAAUUUAGGACAGGGGAUUAUAUACCCUGGUAUUCUGUUUACCUCGUUAGCGACUUUCGAACAUGCUGACCAUGCCGUAUCCUCGUCUACCGUUUAUCUCAUCAGAUCUCUCGGGACUGUCUGGGGCGUGUCCGUUACAUCCGCCAUUGUCCAAACCACGCUCACUAUACGACUUCCGUCUGUCUUAGGCGAUAUACCAGAUAAAUGGAGAGUUAUUGAUUCAAUCCGGCACUCGGCCGAGACUCUACGCGACCUUCCACUAGAUAUUCAGCUCAAGGCACGCAUGGUCUACUAUGACGGACUACGGUACUCAUUCGCCGCCUCAACCGGCUUUGCGCUUAUCGCGUUUUGCGCGGCGAUGUGCGCCAACGGCAGGGGACUGCGCAAAACCACGGGCUAG